CAACAGCUGAAUAGGUGGGUCAACAAUAGGUCUCGAGCGAAUUCUGAUAUUUUUAUUACUAUUCGGAGUGUGCAUAGUGCAAAGGACCUUCUGAAGUCAUUAUCCGUUAGUGUAGCGAACAUUUAUACGACUUAAAAUGGAGAAAUAUCCAGCAACUGAACCAAUCAAAAGAGGAAGAGGGGUGACUGAAUUCAAGAUUGCAACAGUUGCCGAUUUGGACAAGUUCGCAACAGAUAAGGAUGAAGAAGGUGAAACUGUGUGGAAAAGUUUUCUCGCGAAAGGAUCCUUGAUUUACGAUGAAAUUAACAGGAAAGUAUCGGUAGAUAUGCCCGAAAAUUCCGGCAUUACGGUGACAUCAGAGUUUUCAAGAGGUGGAAGAGGAAUGGAAUUAUCGGCGUUGAUUUAUUACAAAGAUAAAUUGUACUCUGUUGACGACAAAACUGGAAUUGUAUUUGAAAUUGGAGAAGGGAAAGCGAUUCCGAGAGUCAUUCUUUCUGAUGGAGAUGGAAAUCAGGCCAAGGGUUUUAAAGGCGAAUGGUUAACAACUAAAGAUGGAAUGCUUUAUGUCGGCGGUCAUGGUCGAGAAUUUGUCCGUAAUGAUGGAUCUAUACUUAACAAAAAUUAUAUGUGGAUUAAGAUAGUUGACGACAAAGGUGCAGUUCAACAUGUGAACUGGUGUGACAAUUAUAAUGCUCUUCGUCAAGCAGCUGGAUGCCCGUUCCCCGGCUAUCUAAUUCAUGAAGCUGCAGUAUGGAGUUCGACGCAUAAGAGCUGGUUUUUCUUGCCUCGAAAGGUUAGCAAGGAUCCUUACGAUUAUCAAUUAGACGAACAAAGAGCCGGAAAUAUUCUUCUGAGUUGUACAGACAGAUUUGAUGAUAUUAAGGUCGUACAGAUUGGACAAGUCAACUGCACUCGAGGAUAUUCUUCAUUCAAGUUCAUACCUGGAACAGAUGAUAAAGUGAUUGUUGCUGUUAAGUCAGAAGAAGUUGGAAACAAGCAAAAAUCGUUUAUUUCUGCGUUUACUAUUGAAGGAGAAAUUCUGCUCGAAGAUCAAGAAUUUGCUGAUAAGAAAUACGAGGGAAUUGAGUUUAUAUGAUAUCCUUUUGUGGUAUUUGUGUGCCUGUCAGUUUCACCUAUAAAUCAGUGAUCUAAUAAGCCAUCAAUGGAUCUAAUGAAUACAAAUUUCCACAACAUUUAUUGCUAUGUGCAUACUGAAAGUUGAAGAGUUAGUUAUGUUACUUGUA
This is a messenger RNA of Styela clava, 1244 nucleotides long. NCBI's taxonomy places the organism in Eukaryota, Metazoa, Chordata, Ascidiacea, Stolidobranchia, Styelidae. The record is from RefSeq and is a predicted model, not a curated record.